This is a messenger RNA of Carassius auratus (goldfish), 1478 nucleotides long. Its product is annotated as serine/threonine-protein kinase pim-3-like. Gene Ontology annotation, cellular component: cytoplasm. Gene Ontology annotation, biological process: regulation of mitotic cell cycle; negative regulation of apoptotic process; protein autophosphorylation. The transcript is spliced from 8 exons. NCBI's taxonomy places the organism in Eukaryota, Metazoa, Chordata, Actinopteri, Cypriniformes, Cyprinidae. The record is from RefSeq and is a predicted model, not a curated record. Gene Ontology annotation, molecular function: ATP binding; protein serine/threonine kinase activity. Bases 1 to 840 code for a protein of 279 amino acids.
AUGAGGCGUCUACACAUGAGCUUGGAUCUCUACAACGUCCUUCCAGAGGAGAAGGACCUCAACAUCCUGGCAAAUAGAGGUGGAUUUGGUUCUGUGUAUGAGGCGAGACGUUUGGAGGAUGACCUUAAAGUGGCGGUCAAAUAUGUUAAUAAGACCGAAACCUACAGGCCAAGUUUAUACAUUCCUGGAUAUCAGCAACAUGUUCCACUGGAGAUCGCCCUCACAAUCCUGGCUAAUAAAGGCCCCAGAGUGCCAGAGAUCAUCCAGCUGCUGGACUGGAAGGACUACAGUGACCAUUUCGUCAUGAUCCUUGAAUGUCCCUCUCCUUGCGAGACUUUGGAAGACUUUGUGGGGCGUCAGGGUGGACGUCUCAACGAGAGCUUAGCACGGCGAGUCAUGAUGCAGGUGACUAAAGCUGCGAACGUGUGCUGCCAGCGCCAAGUGUUCCACCGUGACAUCAAACUGAGCAACCUUCUCAUCAACAACCAGACACUUGAAGUCAAACUAAUUGACUUUGGGUGUGGGGACAUUCUGAGGACAACUGUCUACAUGUCAUACUCUGGCACAGCAACAUACGUCCCUCCUGAGUUUCACAUAAAGGGAAAGUACCACGGCAAGCCUGCGACGGUUUGGUCACUGGGGGUUCUGUUAUUUAAAAUAGUGGCCGGAUAUUAUCCAAGUUUCUUAGAUCUGCACAUGCUCAAACUGCAUCUCUGGUCCAGAACUGGUCUGUCAAACGAAUGCUGCAGAUUGCUCCGCGCUCUCCUGCAAAUAAAGCCAAAGAACCGAAUUCAGCUGGAGGAAAUCCUUUCCCACAAGUGGUUUACGGCCACCACAUAAGACCACCUCAGAAGUUGUUGUAUCUUCAGCUCUCCAAUGGUUCCUGCAAUAGUUGCAGCAGUAUCAGAGGCCCAGUCUACCACGUCUGUCCCCUGCAGUCCAAAACAUCCCAGAAAAGCUGUUUUAAACUAGAAUAUAUAUUAAGUUAAAAUGUUAUUGUCACCUUAACGUUUUAAUUGAUUAACGGCAACAAUUAUUUUAUCGCGCGUUAACAGUUGUUUGUUAAUAUGAAAGUCCAUUGCUCACUGGCUCUGAAUACACAUACAGUCAAAGCAUGGGUCACAGGAGGAGUGGGAUGUUGAUCAGUACUGACUUGGGAUGGGUGUCAUCACGUGUCUCAACCAAUGAGAGCAUUUGUGGUGGGCCUAAGACUGCAGCAGCUCACAUGAAGUGCUCGGGACUUCAUAAGUGGGAAACCCAAAGUUUCUGUUAACACGUAAAGGCAGCAGAGAUGCGCUCUCGCUCAACACAGUGGAGUGCAUCGAUUUGUUUUGAGUCUUUUGGGAAGCGGUAAAACACGGCCCUCUCACAAUACACAGAAAUCUGCUGAAAUCAUCCGUGAAGCAGUUUUCUGUGUAGCAUCUCUGCACAUCAUCUGUAUAGAAGUUUAAUAUAUUGUGUAUAUUUAAUUUUCUUAU